Messenger RNA from Chelonoidis abingdonii (Abingdon island giant tortoise), 558 nucleotides. NCBI's taxonomy places the organism in Eukaryota, Metazoa, Chordata, Testudines, Testudinidae. The record is from RefSeq and is a predicted model, not a curated record.
CUCAGCCAGCACCCAGGUCCCGACAGCCCCAUCUUCCUGCCCAGUGACUCCGAGUGGCUGUGGACUCUGGCCAAGACCUGGGUGCGCAACUCCGAGUUCCACCUGCACGAGGUCACCUCCCACCUGCUCCGCGCCCACCUGCUGGCCGAGGUCUUCGCCGUGGCCUUUGUCUCCGGCAUCGUGGGAAUCUACUACCGGACCAGCCUCUCGGUGCAGAGUGACUACGAGCUGCAGGCGUGGGUGGGCGAGAUCUUCACCAAGGGGUUCCUGGGCCGACAGGCGUCGGGCGUCCCCUCGGCUCUGGGCACCACGGCCGAGCUGACCAGGUACCUGACCAUGGUGAUCUUCACGUGCUCUGCCUAUCAUGCCGCCAUCAACGCCGGGCAGUUCGAGCUGGCAACCUUCAUGCCCAAUUAUCCAUCGUCCAUGCGGAAGUCGCCACCUCGGAACAAGGCCAAGGUGACCCUGAAGGAGUUCCUGGACACCAUCCCCGAGAUGAACACCACUAGCCUGAUCCUCUCUGUCCUCUGGGUGCUGCGUAAUGAGGAUCGAGACUUG